This is a messenger RNA of Betta splendens (Siamese fighting fish), 3309 nucleotides long. It is a transcript of the gene lars2, whose product is annotated as leucyl-tRNA synthetase 2, mitochondrial. Gene Ontology annotation, biological process: leucyl-tRNA aminoacylation; mitochondrial translation. The transcript is spliced from 21 exons. Bases 169 to 2895 code for a protein of 908 amino acids. Gene Ontology annotation, molecular function: ATP binding; aminoacyl-tRNA deacylase activity; leucine-tRNA ligase activity. Gene Ontology annotation, cellular component: mitochondrion. The record is from RefSeq and is a predicted model, not a curated record. Lineage: Eukaryota; Metazoa; Chordata; Actinopteri; Anabantiformes; Osphronemidae.
UUGAAAACAAAAUGGCGGCGCCCUUGGUGAACUUAUGAGCUCAGAAGCAGGUCAUUUACGAAGGAAUUACACGAUGGACAUGGCAUUUAUAUUAUGAUUUUUAGGCUUAAUGUCAGCACGAUUAUAACGCGGAAUUAAAGGACUUAUAAAUAAAUUGGUGACCUAACCAUGCAGGGGUCAGUGCAGCGCCUGGUUCUGCUUCCCCUGGCCGCAGCCCGAUCUGGUAGCAUCACGGCGCCUCUCUUCAGGCCAGUAGCCUCCCUGUGGAGACCCAGCACUCGCACCCUGUUCAGUGAGACAGGAGUGUGGGAAAAGGAGUACCGACCAGAGACCCGGCGCAGGGUGGAAGAAUGGUGGCAUCCACGUGUCAUGGCCCAGUGGAAGACGGAUGUGCUGCCAGAGGGUUCGGAUAGGAAGAAGUUCUACGUCCUGUCCAUGUUUCCGUACCCGUCAGGUCGACUGCACAUGGGCCACGUGCGAGUGUACACCAUCAGUGACACCAUAGGCCACUUCCAGAGAAUGAGAGGCCACCAGGUGCUGAAUCCCAUGGGCUGGGAUGCUUUUGGGCUUCCAGCUGAGAACGCAGCUAUUGAGCGAGGUCUUGACCCAGAGCAGUGGACUAAAAGUAACAUAGAGUCAAUGCGGGAGCAGCUGGACAGUCUUGGCCUUUGCUUCAACUGGGACCGGGAAGUGACCACUUGUCUGCCAGACUACUACAGGUGGACACAGUAUCUGUUUAUCAAGCUGCUUGAAGCAGGACUGGCAUAUCAGAAAGAGGCUGUGGUGAACUGGGAUCCCAUUGAUCAGACGGUGCUGGCUGAUGAGCAGGUGGAUGAAAACGGUCGCUCCUGGAGGUCUGGCGCUGUGGUGGAGCAGAAGCUACUCACACAGUGGUUCAUUAAAACCACAGAUUAUGCCAAGCCUCUCCUGGAUGCUCUGGCAGACCUUCCUGAGUGGUAUGGGGUGAAAGCCAUGCAGGCCAACUGGAUUGGAGAGUGCACCGGCUGCUACUUCGACUUUAAACUCAAGGUGAAUGGGGAGGAGAGUGGGGAGACUCUGUUCGCAUACAGCUUCGCCCCAGAGGUGGUGUUUGGAGCAGCCUUCCUGGCCAUCCUGCCCUCCCACAGGCUGCUGCAUGGAAGCAGCGCUCUCCGUCCUGCCCUGGAGAGGGCCUUCGAGCCGGGCAGAGACUGCGUGACAGAAAUAACGGCUCAGAACCUGUUCACCGGCCACGAGAUUCCCCUGGUCAUCUCACACAAGGAGGCAUUUGAUGGCUAUCUGGACACAGUGAUUGGGAUCCCAGACACUAGUGAGGAGGACCUUUCUGUGGCCAAAGCUCUGAAUCUGAACUGGACCACGGUGCUUAACAGCCAUGAAGAUGGGUCACAAACUCUGAUAAACUCAAAGCAGUUCUCAGGCCUCACCAGAGAGCAGGCGUUUGACUCCAUUACCCAAAAGGCCAGGGAGCAGAGGGUGGGUGGCCACCUCACCAGCUCAAAGCUCAGGGACUGGUUAAUAUCAAGACAGCGAUACUGGGGCACACCCAUCCCCGUGGUGCAUUGUGGGUCCUGCGGCCCGGUUGCGGUACCUGAGGAGGAUUUACCGGUGACGCUGCCAAAGCUGCCGUCUCUCACAGGAAAGGGAGCAUCACCCCUGGAGGCGGCGCAUGAAUGGGUCAACUGCAAAUGUCCCAGAUGUAAGGGCCCAGCGAGGAGGGAGACUGACACCAUGGACACCUUUGUGGAUUCAGCCUGGUAUUACUUUCGAUACACAGACCCCCAUAACCCCGACAGGCCUUUCGGGCGCCACCAAGCAGAUCACUGGCUGCCUGUGGAUGUGUACAUCGGGGGAAAGGAGCACGCCGUCAUGCACCUGUACUACGCACGCUUUCUCUGUCACUUUUGCAAGGACCAGGGUCUCGUAGCGCACAGGGAGCCGUUUCGUAAGCUGCUGGUCCAGGGUCUGAUCAAGGGCCAGACGUUCAAACGGGCAGAUAGUGGGCAAUAUCUGAAGAGAGCGGAGGUGGACUUCACAGGUUGUAUCGCUGAUGAGGAGCCAGUGGCGCUGGGUGGUGGCCGCGUGGAAGUAACAUGGGAAAAGAUGAGCAAGUCUAAACACAACGGCCUGGACCCCCAGGAGGUGGUGCAGCAGUACGGCGUGGACACAGUGCGACUCUACGUUCUUUACGCCGCGCCGCCGGAGCAGGACAUCCUCUGGAAUGUGAAGACGGACGCCCUGCCGGGGGUCCUGAGGUGGCAGGCCCGGCUGUGGCAGCUGGUGACCAAGCUCCGGGGGGCUCGGCAGCUGGGAGACGUCCCCAACCCGUCGCUGCUGGGGAAGAGGGAGCUGGAGGAGACCCGGAGGAUCUGGCAGAAUAAGAAUUAUGCUGUCCAGCAGGUGACAUCUCACUUUACAGAGGACUUCCUCUUUAAUGCAGCCAUUUCUCGUCUGAUGGGACUUACCAAUACAUUGAGUAGUGCGACAGUCAAGGUGGUGCAGCACAGUGUGGACUUUGAGGAGGCUCUGGCUGCACUGGUGAUGAUGACUGCACCCAUGGCCCCUCAUCUGGCGUCUGAGCUUUGGGCAGGUCUUUGCCAGGUGCAAAACCCCCUCAGUCCUCUCCUCAAGCAGGGAGGAGACGUCCUGCAGCAGUCCUGGCCCAAAGUGGACCCCGAAUACCUGGAGGCUCCAGACCUGGUGGAACUUUCUGUACUGAUCAACAACAAGCCCUGUGGGAAAGUGACGGUGCCUCUUCAAGUGUCCAAAGACACGGCGCAGGUGCAGCAGCUGAUCCUGGACUCGCCGCUCGGGCAGAAGCUCCUCAGCCAGCGCAGCAUCAAGCGAACCAUCCUGUCCCCUCGAACCGCCCUCGUCAACUUCCUUAUUGACGAGUGACGUCACCGCCGCUUUUGUAACGGACUGAGAGCUGUGAAUGUCUGUCCAUCAGACAGACGAGGUGAACUUUUCAUAAGACGAAAAAACAAAAGUUAGUUUCUAUUAAUGGGGGGCUUCACUGGAUUUCAAAUUGUUCCCUGUGGUAUUGGUUUGAGUUUUUGAGUGGAAAUAAUUGUGUUUGAGUUCAGGUGAUGUCAUCUGCUUGCUCGUUCUAUGGAGGCUGUAGUGUUACUCAUCCAGGACUCCUGGACUGAAUCGCCUUUAAUAGAGAAGUAGAAAAAGAUGUUUUUAACUCAUACAAUUUGAAAUAAGAACUACAGAAAGCAAGUUGAAAUCAGUGAAGUCUGACAGAAUAUCAUUGUAAAUAAGAUGUUAUUUAUACUUUUCUGUUUUUAAUAAAAGUCUCGAGGAGCA